AUGCAAACUCAGCAGCAACGAGUGGACGAAGAGGAGAUGGCGGUGCGCCUCGCUGAGCGACUGCGUGAGCGGACUUCGAUUGCGCGCGCACGCCAGCAGCGCCUGCGCGAUGUCCCACCAGGCAACCUUGUCUCUCCCUUUUGCGACCCCAAGGUGGAGAAGCAACAGGCACAGCUGCACUCGGAGUUGACUGGGUUUUUGCUGGAGUUGCGCCGGGAAAACCUCGCUUCUGUGCAGCUGCGCCAUCAGCUGCAGUACAGUCGCGCCUUGCACGCGCGCCUGCAGACCCUGAGCUCUUUUUCUGAUUCGUCCUUCGUGGACUAA
This is a messenger RNA of Leishmania mexicana MHOM/GT/2001/U1103, 324 nucleotides long. RefSeq lists its product as hypothetical. Lineage: Eukaryota; Euglenozoa; Kinetoplastea; Trypanosomatida; Trypanosomatidae. The transcript has a single exon. Bases 1 to 324 code for a protein of 107 amino acids. The record is from RefSeq and is a predicted model, not a curated record.